This is a messenger RNA of Adineta steineri, 2668 nucleotides long. The record is from the annotation of a GenBank genome assembly. NCBI's taxonomy places the organism in Eukaryota, Metazoa, Rotifera, Eurotatoria, Adinetida, Adinetidae.
AUGCAUCAUAAUGGUAUUGAUAAAAAUGAUGAUCAUGAUGAAGUAUCUGAUGGUUUAACAUUGACAAAAUUAUUUCGACAUAAUGAUGGUUUAACAUAUAAUGAUUUUAUAAUUCUACCUGGUUAUAUUAAUUUUCCAUCAGAUAAUGUUUCACUUCAAUCAAAACUUACAAAAACAAUUACAAUUAAAACACCAUUUAUUUCUACUCCUAUGGAUACUGUUACUGAAUCAAAUAUGGCUAUUGCAAUGGCAUUAAAUGGUGGAAUUGGAAUAAUUCAUCAUAAUUGUUCAAUUGAUUAUCAAGUAAGUGAAGUCAGACGUGUAAAACGAUAUGAACAAGGUUUUAUAACUGAUCCACUUGUUCUUGCACCAACAAAUACAGUCGCAGAUGUUCAUGCCAUUAAAAAACUACAUGGAUUUUCUGGUAUACCAGUAACAGAAAAUGGAAAAAUCAAUAGCAAAUUAUUAGGUUUAAUAACAUUUCGUGAUAUUGAUUUUUUAAGUAAAGAUCAAUUGUCGACAAUACCUGUUAGUCAAGUGAUGACACCAUUUCAAGAACUUAUUACAGCAAAAAAUGAUCUCACACUCAAAGAUACUUAUCAUAUUUUACAACGUAGUAAAAAAGGUUUGUUAAUUUUCUUAUUCCAACUGAAAAAUUUGUCUCAGAUUUCGAAUAUGUUCGAAUUAUAUUUUUGUUAAAAUGAACAAAAUCGAAUGUUAUUCGAAAUAGUGAAAUAAUAACGAUAUGAAAAAAUAGUUCUGAUUAUCUUAAUCUUGAAAGAUGAAAUGUAGAAAAAAAUAUAAUCACGAACUAUAAAACACGAAAAACAACAUUACUAAUCUCUCAGUUUAUUUCAUAUACAUAUGUUUUAUCACUGAAAUACUGUAAUUUAUUUUUUAUUAAUGCACCCAUAUUGUUCUACAUUCAUAAAUGAUGUAUCUUCGUCAUAGUUGUACGUGUUAUACAUAUGACACGAGCUAUAUAAAAACUAAUAAAUAAUUCUAUAUUAUAAAAUUUAAACUAUAUUUUAUAUUUUGUUAGAUCUUUCUUGCCAAUAGUUGUUCAUAUAAGACAAAUAUCUAAAAUGUAUUGAAUAUUCCAUUCAGUUUCAUAUUUAUAGAAAAUUGGUUAAAUAAAAUCUUUAAAAAGGAUGUGACCUAUUUGAACUAUUCGAGAGAUAUAAAUAAUCUUUUUUUUUGAUACAAUUUUUGGAAUAUUUUAUACUGUAUCAAUCCGGUGUUAUUGUUAGAAUGACACAAUUUUUGAUUCAUUGUUUAUGUCAAAGUAGAUUUCUGCAGAAUAUAUAAAUCGUAUAUAGUUUUAUCUUGACAUCUAUUAUAUAAAAUAAUUUUAAUCUAUUUAUCCAAUUAUUUAAUGUUAUAAAUCGAUAUUGGUAUUCACCCAAAUAAAGAUAUACCUGUGAUAGAUACUAUCGAUAUCAUAGAAGCAAUGUUCUAAUUUAAGAGAAACAAAAAUGAAAUGUUAGAUUAUAAGUGCUGACUUUGCCUUUGAAUUGCAUUAAGUAAUGUUAAUUCGAAGGCUUUUACAUUAAGAUUAAAAAAGUAAUUUAAUACUUUAGCAUUAGUAUCAUGCUAAUACCUGUCAUAGUUAUCUCGCGUCACACAACAGUGGUAUUUUGUUCGUCAAGAUAAGACGCACGGAAAAUGACAAAACACCAAUCAUAUAAGUUUCAAACAUACUUUAAUGAUAUACACAUGAAUGUAUAUUUAUCAAUAUCUAUAGAGCAAAAGCACUUUCAUUGUUAGUAUGAAAUAAAACAAGUUUAAAUUCUUGUUUUAUUUUGAUAAAGAUUUUAUACAAAAUUCAUCGAGUGUAUUCUGCUAGUAUAGUUUUGAUCAUAUUCUGAAAGUCUCUUCUUGACAACUAACAUGACAGUGAAGAGUGACUCUCUCACAGCCUCUUUUACUUAAUCAGAUGAUCUCCGCACUGACUCGUGAUCAUUUGUUCUUUUGUACCAUAAAUAUAUAAUUGUAAUAUUAUUUCUAGGCAAAUUUCAAUUUCAAAUUAUAAGCUUUAGCUAUAGGUUAAUAUUAAUGUCAAGGUAUUAAAUUAGUUUUUCUACUUAAUGUAAACAUAUUAGCAUAUUUUAAAACAGUAAUACUAAGCCAGCAGUCUUAUGUUAGACUUUGCAUUAUUAUUAUAUCAAUGAGCAAAUACUGAACAUUUUAGUCUCAGGCGAUGUUGUUUUAACCUGCCAAGUCGAUUGUAAUUAAUUAACAAGCAAUUCGAAUAGAAUAAAUUGAUUUGAUUGUAAUCAAUAACAGUACUAUAUCUGUUUGAAAAGUAUUGAUUUAAAUGAAUGGAAAAGAAGCCUGAACAGUUCUUGAAAUAUAUGAACUUUCAACGAAUAGAGAAUAGCACGAUAGUUUAUAUCGAUUUAAAAACAAUUUGAUUUUAGACUUUUUAUUCAAUUGAAAGUAUACGCCAACUUCGAUUAAUACAUUUCACUCUUUUCCUUCAAUUCUAUGAAAAAUGAGAUGUCUAUUUUGUUCUAAUUGACUAAAAUAUAUUUGAGUUUUUGAAUAACUUAUCUAAUCGAACACAUGUGAAGAGUAAUCCUAAAGCAUCUUCGCAAUAACGGAUGUGCAUAAUUUAUUAAAAGAAAUUAUGUCUUGAGGCGGCUAAAAAUAUCAAAAGAACAGAUUC